Hippocampus zosterae (dwarf seahorse) is the source of this 7406-nucleotide messenger RNA. RefSeq names its product serine-rich adhesin for platelets-like. The transcript has 8 exons. Lineage: Eukaryota; Metazoa; Chordata; Actinopteri; Syngnathiformes; Syngnathidae. The record is from RefSeq and is a predicted model, not a curated record. Bases 162 to 7406 code for a protein of 2414 amino acids.
GCUCCACAUUAGGUUGUUUACCUUCAGUGAUUGCCACUCUCUUCUUCGCAACCGUCACCGUGUAGUCUGGCAACAUGCUCACUGUCAUCGUGCAGAAUCAGCAACCCUGAGUGGACCGCUGUACAGAAGACAUCAUCCUGUUCCGGACAUCAUCUGCCAGAAUGAUCACUUUGAAAAUGUUCACCGUUGUUCUUCUGGUUGUUAGGUGCAUCAGCCUUCCAACAAGGAGAAAACGGUCAAGCCUGACUGAGGAGAAUUUAGGACCAGAAGCCUACCAUUGGAGCCAAGGACAGCCUGACAUUCAAGCAGACGCCCGAGAUGCGACAUUUUUAUCAUCUGAAGCAAUCCAGCGUAUUCUUAAAUUUCCCUCAGAGACCCCAAACCACUAUGACGCCACAAAUAGAAGGUAUAGCGAUGACACGCAAAACCAUGGCAUCACAGGAAAGAAACUUCCCCCUUGCUCACACACACAAGACUCCACACAUGAAGAAAAUAUCUCUUGGCCGCAUACUGAAGACUCUAGCCAUGAAGAUGAAAUGCAAUGCCGGCAUGUCCGUGACUCCACACAUAAAGCACAAACUCCAUGCCGGCAUACCCCUGACUUCACUCAUGAAGAACAAGCUCUUUUCCAGCAUACUCGUGACUCCAACCAUGAAGAACAAACCCCCUGCCAGCAUAAAAAAGACUCUAGUAAAAAAGAAAAAAGUCCUUGCGAACAUACUCCUGAACUCAAUCAUGAAGAACGAAUGCCUUGCCGGCAUAACCAUGGCAACAGAGAUGAAGAUAAUGACUCCGUUUAUUAUGAAAUUAAGCCUUGCCCGCCUAAACAUUACACAACACAUGCACCAUUAACGACUCCAUAUACUAGUGACACCACAAAGACAACACUGAUGAGUGAUACCACAAAAACGACACUUUCGAGUGAUGCUACAGAGAGCAGUGAAAGCACAUUUUCAAGUGAGAGCACCCUCUUCAGCGAAAGCACGCUAAGUAGUGAUAACACACCCUUGAGCGAUAGCACCCUUUCCAGUGACAGCACCCUCUCAAGUGAAAGCACCCUUUCCAGCGAAACUACACUAAGCAGUGGCAGCACCCUUUCAAGUGAUAGCACUCUUUGUAACGACAGCACACUGAGCAGUGACAGCACACUCUCGAGCGAUAGCACCCUUUCCAGCGACAGCACACGAAGCAGUGACAGCACACUCUCCAGCGAUAGCACACUCAGCAGUGACAGCACCCUCUCAAGCGAUAGCACCCUUUCCAGCGACAUCACACUGAGCAGUGACAGCACACUCUCGAGCGAAAGCACACUGAGCAGUGGCAGCACCUUUUCAAGUGAUAGCACCCUUUCCAGCGACAGCACACUGAGCAGUGACAGCACACUCUCGAGCGAUAGCACACUGAGCAGUGACAUCACCCUUUCCAGCGACAGCACAUUAAGCAGUGACAGCACACUCUCGAGCGAUAGCACACUGAGCAGUGACAGCACACUCUCGAGCGAUAGCACACUGAGCAGUGACAGCACCCUCUCAAGCGAUAUCACCCUUCCCAGCGACAGCACACUCUCGAGCGAUAGCACACUGAGCAGUGACAGCACACUCUCGAGCGAUAGCACACUGAGCAGUGACAGCACACUAACGAGCGAUAGCACACUGAGCAGUGACAACACACUUUCAAGUGACAGCACCCUUUCCAGCGACAUCACACUGAGCAGUGACAGCACACUCUCGAGCGAUAGCACAAUGAGCAGUGACAGCACACUCUCGAGCGAUAGCACACUGAGCAGUGACAGCACCCUCUCAAGCGAUAUCACCCUUUCCAGCGACAGCACACUCUCAAGCGAUAGCACACUGAGCAGUGACAGCACCCUCUCGAGCGAUAGCACACUGAGCAGUGUCAGCACACUUUCAAGCGAUAGCACCCUUUCCAGUGACAGCACACUGAGCAGUGGCAGCACCCUUUCAAGUGAUAGCACCCUUUCCAGCGACAGCACACUGAGCAGUGACAGCACACUCUCGGGCGAUAGUACACUGAGCAGUGACAGCACACUCUCGAGCGAUAGCACACUGAGCAGUGACAGCACACUUUCGAGCGAUAGCACACUGAGCAGUGACAGCACACUCUCGAGCGAUAGCACACUGAGCAGUGACAUCACCCUUUCCAGCGACAGCACAUUAAGCAGUGACAGCACACUCUCGAGCGAUAGCACACUGAACAGUGACAGCACACUCUCGAGCGAUAGCACACUGAGCAGUGACAGCACACUCUCAAGCGAUAGCACACUGAGCAGUGACAGCACACUCUCGAGCGAUAGCACACUGAGCAGUGGCAGCACCCUUUCAAGUGAUAUCACCCUUUCCAGCGACAGCACACUCUCGAGCGAUAGCACACUGAGCAGUGACAGCACACUCUCGAGCGAUAGCACACUGAGCAGUGCCAGCACCCUUUCCAGCGACAUCACACUGAGCAGUAGCACACUGAGCAGUGGCAGCACCCUCUCGAGCGAUAGCACACUGAGCAGUGUCAGCACACUUUCAAGCGAUAGCACCCUUUCCAGUGAUAGCACACUGAGCAGUGACAGCACCCUUUCCAGCGACAGCACACUGAGCAGUGACAGCACACUCUCGAGCGAUAGCACACUGAGCAGUGACAGCACACUCUCGAGCGAUAGCACACUGAGCAGUGACAGCACCCUCUCAAGCGAUAUCACCCUUCCCAGCGACAGCACACUCUCGAGCGAUAGCACACUGAGCAGUGACAGCACACUCUCGAGCGAUAGCACACUGAGCAGUGACAGCACACUUUCAAGCGAUAGCACCCUUUCCAGUGAUAGCACACUGAGCAGUGGCAGCACACUCUCGAGCGAUAGCACACUGAGCAGUGACAGCACACUCUCGAGCGAUAGCACACUGAGCAGUGACAGCACACUCUCAAGCGAUAGCACACUGAGCAGUGACAGCACACUCUCGAGCGAUAGCACACUGAGCAGUGACAGCACACUCUCAAGCGAUAGCACACUGAGCAGUGACAGCACACUCUCGAGUGAUAGCACACUGAGCAGUGACAGCACACUCUCGAGCGAUAGCACACUGAGCAGUGACAGCACACUCUCGAGCGAUAGCACACUGAGCAGUGGCAGCACCCUUUCAAGCGAUAGCAUACUCAGUAGUGACAGCACCCUUUCCAGCGAUACUACGCUGAGCAGUAGCAGCACCCUUUCCAGCGAUAGUCCGCUGAGUAGUGGCGGCACCCUUUCAAGCGAUAUCACAUUGAGCAGUGGCAGCACCCUCUCAACCGAGAGAACCCUUUCCAGUGACAGCACACAGAGCAGUGAUAGCGCCCUUUCCAGCGGCAGCACACUGAGCAGUGACAGCACACUCUCGAGCGAUAGCACACUGAGCAUUGACAGCACCCUCUCAAGCGAUAUCACCCUUCCCAGCGACAGCACACUCUCGAGCGAUAGCACACUGAGCAGUGACAGCACACUCUCGAGCGAUAGCACACUGAGCAGUGACAGCACACUCUCAAGCGAUAGCACACUGAGCAGUGACAGCACACUCUCGAGCGAUAGCACAUUGAGCAGUGACAGCACACUCUCGAGCGAUAGCACACUGAGCAGUGACAGCACACUCUCGAGCGAUAGCACACUGAGCAGUGACAUCACCCUUUCAAGUGACAGCACACUGAGCAGUGGCAGCACCCUCUCGAGCGAUAGCACACUGAGCAGUGUCAGCACACUUUCAAGCGAUAGCACCCUUUCCAGUGAUAGCACACUGAGCAGUGACAGCACCCUCUCGAGCGAUAGCACACUGAGCAGUGACAGCACACUCUCAAGCGAUAGCACACAGAGCAGUGACAGCACUCUUUCGAGCGACAGCAUACUCAGUAGUGACAGCACCCUUUCCAGCGAUACUACGCUGAGCAGUAGCAGCACCCUUUCGAGUGAUAGUCCGCUGAGUAGUGGCAGCACACUCUCGAGCGACAGCAUACUCAGUAGUGACAGCACACUUUCCAGCGAUACUACGCUGAGCAGUAGCAGCACCCUUUCGAGCGAUAGUCCACUGAGUAGUGGCAGCACCCUCUCAACCGAGAGCACCCUUUCCAGUGACAGCACACUGAGCAGUGGCAGCACCCUUUCAAGCGAUAGCAUACUCAGUAGUGACAGCACCCUUUCCAGCGAUACUACGCUGAGCAGUAGCAGCACCCUUUCCAGCGAUAGUCCGCUAAGUAGUGGCGGCACCCUUUCAAGCGAGAGCCCCCUUUCCAGUGACAGCACACAGAGCAGUGAUAGCGCCCUUUCCAGUGACAGCACACAGAGCAGUGACAGCACUCUCUCGAGCAACAGCAUACUCAGUAGUGACAGCACCCUUUCCAGCGAUACUACGCUGAGCAGUAGCAGCACCCUUUCGAGCGAUAGUCCACUGAGUAGUGGCAGCACCCUCUCAAGCGAUAGCACUCUCUCGAGCGACAGCACACUGAGCAGUGGUAGUGCCCUUUCCAGCGGCAGCACACUGAGCAGUGGCAGCACCCUUUCAAGCGAUACUACGCUGAGCAGUAGCAGCACCCUUUCGAGCGAUAGUCCGCUGAGUAGUGGCAGCACCCUCUCAAGCGAUAGCACUCUCUCGAGCGACAGCACACUGAGCAGUGGUAGCACCCUUUCAAGCGAUAGCACACUGAGCAGUGGCAGCACCCUCUCAACCGAGAGCACCCUUUCCAGUGACAGCACACUGAGCAGUGGCAGCACCCUUUCAAGCGAUACUACGCUGAGCAGUAGCAGCACCCUUUCCAGCGAGAUCACAUUGAGCAGUGGCAGCACCCUCUCGAGUGAUAGCACACAGAGCAGUGACAGCACUCUCUCGAGCGACAGCAUACUCAGUAGUGACAGCACCCUUUCCAGCGAUACUACGCUGAGCAGUAGCAGCACCCUUUCGAGCGAUAGUCCGCUGAGUAGUGGCAGCACCCUCUCAAGCGAUAGCACUCUCUCGAGCGACAGCACACUGAGCAGUGGUAGCACCCUUUCAAGCGAUACUACGCUGAGCAGUAGCAGCACCCUUUCGAGCGAUAGUCCGCUGAGUAGUGGCAGCACCCUCUCAAGCGAUAGCACCCUUUCCAGUGACAGCACACAGAGCAGUGAUAGCGCCCUUUCCAGCGGCAGCACACUGAGCAGUGGCAGCACCCUUUCAAGCGAUUUCAUACUCAGUAGUGACAGCACCCUUUCCAGCGAUACUACGCUGAGCAGUAGCAGCACCCUUUACAGCGAUAGUCCGCUGAGUAGUGGCGGCACCCUUUCAAGCGAUAUCACAUUGAGCAGUGGCAGCACCCUCUCAACCGAGAGCCCCCUUUCCAGUGACAGCACACAGAGCAGUGAUAGCGCCCUUUCCAGUGACAGCACACAGAGCAGUGACAGCACUCUUUCGAGCGACAGCAUACUCAGUAGUGACAGCACCCUUUCCAGCGAUACUACGCUGAGCAGUAGCAGCACCCUUUCGAGCGAUAGUCCGCUGAGUAGUGGCAGCACCCUCUCAAGCGAUAGCACCCUUUCCAGUGACAGCACACAGAGCAGUGAUAGCGCCCUUUCCAGCGGCAGCACACUGAGCAGUGGCAGCACCCUUUCAAGCGAUUUCAUACUCAGUAGUGACAGCACCCUUUCCAGCGAUACUACGCUGAGCAGUAGCAGCACCCUUUCCAGCGAUAGUCCGCUGAGUAGUGGCGGCACCCUUUCAAGCGAUAGCAUACUCAGUAGUGACAGCACCCUUUCCAGCGAUACUACGCUGAGCAGUAGCAGCACCCUUUCGAGCGAUAGUCCGCUGAGUAGUGGCAGCACCCUCUCAAGCGAUAGCACUCUCUCAAGCGACAGCACACUGAGCAGUGGCAGCACCCUCUCAACCGAGAGCCCCCUUUCCAGUGACAGCACACAGAGCAGUGAUAGCGCCCUUUCCAGCGGCAGCACACUGAGCAGUGGCAGCACCCUUUCAAGCGAUACUACGCUGAGCAGUAGCAGCACCCUUUCCAGCGAUAGUCCGCUGAGUAGUGGCGGCACCCUUUCAAGCGAUAUCACAUUGAGCAGUGGCAGCACCCUCUCAACUGAGAGCCCCCUUUCCAGUGACAGCACACAGAGCAGUGAUAGCGCCCUUUCCAGCGACAGCACACUCAGCAGUGACAGCACUCUCUCGAGCGACAGCAUACUCAGUAGUGACAGCACCCUUUCCAGCGAUACUACGCUGAGCAGUAGCAGCAUCCUUUCUACCGAUAGUCCGCUGAGCAGUGGCAGCACCCUUUCAAGUGAAAGCACCCUUUCCAGUGACAGCACACAGAGCAGUGAUAGCGACCUUUCGAGCGAAAGCACUCUUUCCAGUGACAACAUGCUUUCCAGUGAUAGCACCCUUUCAAGUGAUCGCACCCUUUCCAGUGAUCGUACGCUGAGCAGUGACAGCACCCUGUCAAGUACUGGCAUCCUUUCCAGCGACAGCACACAGAGCAGUGAUCGCACCCUUUCAAGCGAUAUCACCGUUUCCAGUGAUAGUACACAAAGCAGUGACAGCACCCUUUCAAGUGAUACUACGCUGAGCAGUAGCAGCAUCCUUUCUAGCGAUAGCACACUGAGCAGUGACAGCACCCCCUCACGUGAUAGCACCCUUUCCAGCGACAGCACACUGAGCAGUGGCAGCACCCUUUCAAGCGAUACUACGCUGAGCAGUAGCAGCAUCCUUUCUAGCGAUAGUCCGCUGAGUAGUGGCAGCACCCUCUCAAGCGAUAGCAUCCUUCCCAGUGGCAGCACCCUCUCAAGCGAUACCACUCUAAGCAGUGACAGCACCCUUUCAAUCAAUGCUGGACUUGAGGCGUCACUCAAAGCCAAAAAUGCAGCUGACGUAGCCAUCGCAGCAUCACAAAAUGGCUCGGCUCUGGACAUGCAGUUGGCCGCCCUGGCUAUGGAGGCAGCUGGAAUAGCGUCCAGGGCAAUAGGAGCUGCACAAAACGUCACCUCAGCAGAAGCAACGACGCAAACAAUAAUGGAUGCUCGCCAAAUGGCCAAAGAGGUUGAUGACGACUGGAGAGCAUUCACGACGAGGGUGCAAAACAUGCUGACAGGGACCAUGCAGGAAUGCUCAGGGGGGUUAGUGGACCAACUGGCGAUCUUGACUGUGGCGUCCACAGGGCAGGUGUGCACGGACUUUACCAGACAGGUGGCAGAGUUGGCUUUGACGACAAGCACGGCAGGCCAACCCCUUAACUCCGAGACGGACGAGAUGCGAGCUCUGGCGUCUGCCACAGCCUCGUCCGCAAAUGUUGCAGUGCGAACGGCAAACACAACGUUGGCCACAGCUACGCAGUCAAACAGAGCUCACGUCCAGAUGUUCUCACUCACCACCAUUCUCGCCACCACAGUGCUCACGCUGAUAUUGUGA